AUGCAGGUCCUAGCGCCCAAGACCCGCACCGAGCUGCAGGCGCGCCUCAAAGCCGCCCUCGACGGCUACAUGAAGCACCGCACCGGCGUCCAGCGCGUCCUCACCGCUGGCUUUGUGAUCUACUGCAUCGUAGCAGCGGGCGUAAACCUCACCGGCAAGGGGGCCAAGGAUAUGGGUGAGCGCCCGUCAUCCAAAGGCCGGAGGCGCAAGAAGGGUCGAGCGAGCGUCUCCGACCCAGCCUUCCAUCAGCGCCUGAAGAAGCUGCUCCGCAUCGUCAUCCCCGGUAUCCGCUCCCGCGAGGCCGGCAUGCUCGCCCUUCACACCUGCUUCCUCCUCGCUCGUACAGGACUUUCGCUGUAUGUGGCCGACCUCGACGGCCGUAUCGUGUCCAGCCUGGUUACGGCCCAGCCACGCCUGUUUGCCAUGAACCUCUUAAGGUUCUGCGCUAUCGCCAUCCCGGCAACCUAUACCAACAGCAUGAUCCAAUACCUUCAGAACGAGCUCAGUCUCGCGUAUCGCACACGCCUCACCCGAUACCUCCUUGUCAAGUAUCUUGACUCGGAGGAGGCCGACGGCGACGACUUCAAGAUGUACUACAAGCUAGGCAAUCUCGACGAUAGAAUCAAGAACGCCGAUCAGUACAUCACUGUCGAUGUGCAGCAAUUCAGCAACAAGCUCGCAGAGGUGUACAGCAACAUCGCCAAGCCCGUCCUCGACGUCAUCCUCUACAACUACAAGCUCAGCCGCAACGUUGGCGCCGAGGGCCUGGUUCUCCUCACUGCACUUGUGCAGUUGUCAGCCCAGGCGCUCCGCGCCAUUACCCCGCCCUUCGGCGAGUACGCUGCACACGAGGCAAAGCUCGAGGGCGAGCUGCGCUUCACCCACUCUCGCCUCCUCGAGAACGCCGAGGAGAUCGCGUUCUACCACGGCGAGGAGUUUGAGAAGAACGUCAUCGAGCGCGGGUACUUUGCGCUGGUCAAGCACAUCAACCGCGUCCUUCGCACGCGAGUGUGGCAUGGCAUGGCCGAGGAUGGCGUCAUCAAGUGGGCGUGGGGCAGCUUCGGUCUUGUCAUCUGCGCGCUCCCUGUGUUCCUUGGCGGUGCUCUUGGCAUUGAUACCGGCACCAUGGGGAGCCGAACGGAAGGCUUCGUCACCAACCGACGUCUGCUUCUCUCCUCGUCAGACGCAUUUGGCCGCGUCAUGUACUCGUACAAGGAGCUGGCCGAACUCGCGGGAUACACGUCGCGCGUCUCUGACUUCAUUGAGGCCAUGGACGACGUCCGCGAGGGAAAGUACCAGAAGAAGCUUGUCUCGAGCGCGAGCGUCGAGGAGAACGCGAAGAUGCUCCGCGGCCGCGGCAAGAUCAUCGAGUCGGAUGUGAUUCGCUUUGACAGCGUCCCGCUUAUUAGCCCGAACGGCGACGUUCUCGUCAAGAGUAUGAGCUUCAACGUCGAGCCAGGUAAGCACCUCCUCGUCGUCGGCCCGAACGGGUGCGGCAAGUCGUCUCUCUUCCGCAUCCUCGGCGGCCUGUGGCCCGUCUACGGUGGAGUGGUCUACAAGCCACCCGAGAAGGAGUUCACCUACAUCCCUCAGCGGCCUUACCUGUGCGCAGGCACGCUGCGGGACCAGAUCAUCUACCCCGACUCGGCCGAGGAGAUGGAGGCCAAGGGUGUCGCGGACGAUGACCUCAAGAAGCUCCUCGAUGUCGUGGAUCUCGGCGGUAUGGUCGAGCGCGAGGGCGGCUGGGACGCUGUGCGGGAAUGGCGUGACGCUCUCAGUGGUGGCGACAAGCAGCGUAUUGCGAUGGCGCGUCUGUUCUACCACAAGCCCAAGUACGCUAUUCUUGACGAGUGCACUUCCGCCGUGACGCUCGACAUCGAGAAGCGCAUGUACGAGCACGCGACCGAGCUCGGCGUCACCAUGAUGACUGUCAGCCACCGGGCGUCGCUGUGGAAGUAUCACUCGAUGGUGUUGCAGUACGACGGCAUGGGCGGGUACAUCUUCACCGAGCUCGAUGCCGAGAAGCGCCUCGCACUGCAGGAGGAGAAGCAGGAGCUCGAGCAGCGCCUCGUCGAGGUGCCCAAGUUGCGUGCGCGCCUGGAGGAGUUGCACGGCGUCAAGCGCCAGCAGCUGGGAAGCGCGUAA
Cutaneotrichosporon cavernicola is the source of this 2145-nucleotide messenger RNA. RefSeq lists its product as uncharacterized. Gene Ontology annotation, biological process: long-chain fatty acid import into peroxisome; peroxisome organization; very long-chain fatty acid catabolic process. NCBI's taxonomy places the organism in Eukaryota, Fungi, Basidiomycota, Tremellomycetes, Trichosporonales, Trichosporonaceae. The coding region runs from base 1 to 2145 and encodes 714 amino acids. The record is from RefSeq and is a predicted model, not a curated record. The transcript is spliced from 7 exons. Gene Ontology annotation, cellular component: peroxisomal membrane. Gene Ontology annotation, molecular function: long-chain fatty acid transmembrane transporter activity; ABC-type transporter activity; ATP binding.